CUGUGUUGUACUAUCGACGAGAUCCAUAUCACUAGGGGCUCGGGCGCCUAGAAGAGUCACUUUCAUUCAGUCGAAUUCUACUGGUCGAUAGAACAAGUUGCAACUUCCUGGUCUCUAAUUGUUAAGAUUCCGCUAAGAUAGCCUAGGAUGUCGCACCUCAGGGGCUUGGGGCGACUGCUGAUCGCCGUGACCUUCUUCACGUGCGGAUUCUUCGUCAACAUUGGCCAGCUCUUUCUGAUUCUCCUCGUUAGGCCCUUCGAUAAGAAGCUCUCUCGCAGUCUGGCCUACUACCUGCACUACUCCUUCUAUUGCAUCCUUGUCUGUGUAGCGGAAUGGUAUGCGGGCAGCAAACUGAGGGUCUACAUCGACCCCCAGGACGAGCAGAAGUUCUUUGGCAAGGAGCACGGACUGCUCCUGAUGAAUCACACGUACGAGAUCGACUGGCUAACCGCAUGGAUGAUCACCGACAAGCUGGGCAAUCUGGGGGGAACCAAGGCGUAUGCCAAGAAGAUGCUGCGCUACGUCCCGGUCUUGGGUUGGGUAUGGUGGAUGGCCGAGUUCAUCUUCCUUGACCGCAACUUCGAGAAGGACAAGGUCGUGAUCAAGACGCAGCUGAAGGAGGUAUUCUCCUAUCCUGAUCCUGUGUGGCUACUGCUCAACGCGGAGGGCACCCGUUUCACUGCCGCCAAGCACGAGCUGUCCGUCAAGUUCGCCCAGGAACGAGGUCUUCCCGUCCUCAAGCACCACUUGAUUCCGCGCACUAAAGGAUUCACCACCAGUCUGCCCACCAUGCGAGGCAUUUGUCCUGCCAUCUACGACAUCAAUCUGGCCUUCAAGAAGGAUGCUGAGCCAAAACCGACCAUGCUGUCCCAGUUGAACGGAGAGCCCGUGGAACCGUACAUGUACAUUCGGCGAGUGCCUCUGGACGUGGUUCCGGAUGGUGAAAAGGAGGCCGCUGCAUGGAUGCAGAACUUCUUUGCGGAAAAGGACAAAAUCAUUGACAGCUUCCACGAGACUGGCAGCUUCUUCAAGAACUCCGGGGUCAAGGAGGUGCCCGAGAAGAUCUACAAGCCGCGCUUGAGUACUCUCCUCAACUUUUUGGGCUGGGCUACUUUUGCUGUCCUGUGCAUCCUGCACUAUUUGGUAACCUCACUGGUUGCUGGCAACUGGUUUGGCUUCAUCACUGUUCUGUCAAUUUUGGGAGGAUUCUAUGGCCUCAUGGAAUACGCUGUCAAUGCUUCGAAGAUCAGCAAAGCCUCUGCGUAUGGUGCAGCUGCAAAGAAAUAGAUUUUUAUACCUGAGUUUUAUAAACUCUGCGACAGUUUUGGCACAGCUGAUAAGUAAUUACUUGACUGCAAAAACCAUAGAAAUAUUAUGUACAUCGAGUUGAAUGUACAAAAACCAAUUGUAGCUAACCGAAUAAAAUAACAUUGUAUGCGAAA
This is a messenger RNA of Drosophila teissieri, 1442 nucleotides long. It is a transcript of the gene Agpat4, whose product is annotated as 1-acyl-sn-glycerol-3-phosphate acyltransferase delta. Lineage: Eukaryota; Metazoa; Arthropoda; Insecta; Diptera; Drosophilidae. The record is from RefSeq and is a predicted model, not a curated record. The transcript has 5 exons. Gene Ontology annotation, molecular function: 1-acylglycerol-3-phosphate O-acyltransferase activity. Gene Ontology annotation, cellular component: endomembrane system. The coding region runs from base 148 to 1287 and encodes 379 amino acids.